Messenger RNA from Fonsecaea multimorphosa CBS 102226, 1785 nucleotides. RefSeq lists its product as uncharacterized. The transcript is spliced from 8 exons. Bases 1 to 1785 code for a protein of 594 amino acids. NCBI's taxonomy places the organism in Eukaryota, Fungi, Ascomycota, Eurotiomycetes, Chaetothyriales, Herpotrichiellaceae. Gene Ontology annotation, biological process: transmembrane transport. The record is from RefSeq and is a predicted model, not a curated record. Gene Ontology annotation, molecular function: transmembrane transporter activity.
AUGAGCGGAGCCAUGCAUUCCGCUCAGAACGAGCAGGUGGCCCCUGCUCAAAUUGUGGAAAAGCCGUUGGGCGAGCACCACGAGUCGACCGUCGAGCAUGUCAAGGAAGUCAACGACGCCAUUGCCAGGACCGAUUCUCACCUGGACGACACGCAUGUCGCGCUCGGCUGGCGAUCAUGGCUCGUGGUGCUCGUCACCAUGUUUGGCAACUUGACCUUGGUGUUUGUGGUGGUUGCCGCUGGCUCGGUCAUUGCCUUCAUCAUUCGAGACUUGGGUCAUCCCGGACUGGCCGGCUGGAUCAUUCAAGGCCCGCUCCUGGUGCAGAGCGUCCUGUGUCCCAUCAUAGGGAGGCUGUCCGAUGUGGUAGACCGCAAAUACCUGGCCUGCAUUCAGCUUUCGGUUGCCUUUGCUGGAUCCGUCGUGUCUGCCACAGCAAACUCCAUGAACACCUUGAUAGGAGGAGGGAUUCUCAUCGGGGUGGGCCUGUCGUCCCUGGGCAUUAUUGUCGCCAUCCCAGCCGAAGUCCUGCCCCUGAAGUACCGCGCCAUAGCCAACGGGGCCAACUUCCUUGGUGGUGCUUUUGGAGGCCUCAUUGGGCAACUCGGUGCCGGCGCCGUGACCAACGCCGAUCAGGGCGGCUGGCGAAACAUCUUCUGGAUGCAAGCGGCUUUCCACGGCGCCACGGUGCUCCUGAUGCUGGCCUUCUACUUCCCGCCUCGCCGAUCUGACUAUCCAAAGAUGACUUUCAUGGAGGUCCUGUGGUCGCUCGAUCCCGUCGGUGCGGUCCUCUUUGUCGGCGGCGCCACCCUGACCAUCCUGGCUUUGGAUUGGACUGGUGGCACGUAUUCGUGGCAUGACACCCAUGUCAUCGCUCCGCUUGUCGUUGGCGUGGUACUGCUGAUAUUAUUCGGAAUAUAUGAAUGGAAAGGAAGAACUGAUGGCAUUAUUGCUCAUGUCAUGUUCAAGGACGGCUACAAUUUCCCUCUGGCGGUCUUUGCCUUUGCAGUUGAAGGCUGGAUCUUCUACAGCGCCGUCAACAGUGUGACUCCUCAAGUCAUACUCAAUCUCGGAUGGGAGACGACGUCCUGGCAAAUCGCCAUCCGCACGUUGGCGUACCAGCUCCCAGCCUUGUUCUUCUCAAUCCCCAUGGUCCUCUACUCGACCAAGUACAAAGACCUCAAGAAUCCCCUCAUUUUUACAUACACUGUCUUCCUGAUCGUCUGCAUCUUCUAUGCGACAAUCAAGCCCACGGAGAACCACGCGCAAUACGCCUUCGCCGUGCUCGCGGGCAUCGGGCAGUCGGGCCCCCUGACAUUGAUCCUGGCAUUGGUGCAGUUCGCCGCGCCGCAUGCCUUCAUCGCCACGGCGUCGGGCUUUGCCCUGUCGGCCCGCGCCAUCGGCGGCGCUUUCGGGUCGGCGGUCCUCGACGCCAUCAUCAACGGCAAGAUCGACUCCACCCUUGCUCGGGACGUCACCAAGGCGGCCACGGGCGCGGGCUUGCCGGCAAGCUCGGUGCCAAACCUGCUGGAGGCCAUCGGGGCCGGGACCGGUUUCGAUGCCGUGCGCGGCCUCAACGCCACCAUCUUGGACCAGGCGCUGGACGCGCGCGACUGGGCCUACGCCAGGGCCUACCGGCUGGCGUGGGCAAGCAUUAUCCCGUUCGUGGUCCUGGCCAUUGUCGCGGUCAUCUUCAUCAAGCACGUCAAGGAGCUCAUGACCGAGCACGUCGAGGCCAGCGUCGAGAGGAACGCCGGCCGACCCAGGACAGAUGAGGAGAUGAAAUGA